AUGAACAGCGAAAACAAGUGUACUUGGACACCAAACACUACCUUACCAAGUUUUCAUCGUCACGAAGAGCUUUUACCUGAGCCACCGAUCCUAGAUAAUAUACUUGAGCAUAUUGGAAAUACGCCUCUUGUGAGAAUCAAUAGAAUUACAAAAGCAGAAGGAAUUGAAUGUGAAAUUUUGGCAAAAUGUGAAUUUUUCAAUGCUGGAGGGUCUGUAAAAGAUCGAAUUGGAAAACGCAUGGUUGAAGAAGCUGAAAGGGCUGGAACCAUAAAACCCGGCUACACAUUAAUUGAACCAACUUCUGGAAACACUGGAAUUGGAAUCGCACUGGCUGCUGCCGUAAAAGGAUAUCGAGCGAUUAUUACUCUUCCAGAAAAAAUGAGUCAGGAGAAAGUCGAUAUACUCAAAGCGCUUGGUGCUGAAAUUGUUCGUACACCAACUGAGGCUGCAUUUGAUUCACCGGAAUCACACAUCGAGGUUGCAAAGCGGCUCAAUAAGGAAAUUCCAAACUCAAUUAUUUUGGAUCAAUAUUCUAAUCCAUAUAAUCCUAUCGCCCAUUACGAUCAUACUGCAGAAGAAAUUUUGAAAUCAUGCGAUGGAAAAAUAGAUAUGUUUGUUGCGGGUGUAGGUACAGGUGGAUCUAUAACUGGUGUCGCUAGAAAAUUAAAAGAAAAGUGUCCAGGGGUCAAGAUUAUUGGAGUGGAUCCGGUUGGAUCACUUCUUGCUGAGAAAGAUCUUAACGCACCCAUUGUUUCAUACUUGGUUGAAGGUAUUGGUUAUGACUUUAUUCCUGAUUCACUUGAUCACAGCGUAAUUGAUGAAUGGAUAAAGUCAAGUGAUAAAGAAUCUUUUAUCAUGGCUCGUCGCCUAAUUCGUGAAGAAGGGAUCUUAUGUGGUGGUUCAUCUGGUUCCGUGUUGUGGGGGGCGAUUCAAGCUGCGAAAUCACUGAAAAAAGGUCAACGGUGCGUUGUACUAUUGGCCGAUUCGGUGCGGAACUAUAUGACUAAAUUCUUGAACGAUGAUUGGAUGAAGGUUCACGGAUUUAUAGAUGAGACCUCACGAAAAGAAGAAGAAAUAAAAAUUAAACAAUGGGGUGGUGCUACAAUUCGUGACCUUAAUCUCAAAAUAGCUGUUACAAUUGAUGCGGAAUCUUCUUGUAAGGAGGCUAUCGAAAUAUUGAAGCAGAAUGGAUUCGAUCAGUUGCCUGUUACAUUGUCACCAAGUAAUAAGCUUGUUGGGUUGAUUACUCUUGGUAAUCUGUUAUCACGGAUUUCUAGGGGAAGAGCAACUCCUGAUUCUCGUGUGAAAGAAGUGAUGUUCAAGUUUACUAAGGCAAAAAAUUAUGAAGAAAUCACAUGUGAUACACCAUUGGAGAAGUUGACUAAAUUCUUUGAGUGUCAUAGUUCCGCGGUUGUUACCGAGCGUGAACAUGGUGAACUUAUACCAAAGCAUGUUGUAACUAAAGUGGAUUUAUUAUCGUUCUUG
Racocetra persica is the source of this 1485-nucleotide messenger RNA. The record is from the annotation of a GenBank genome assembly. Lineage: Eukaryota; Fungi; Glomeromycota; Glomeromycetes; Diversisporales; Gigasporaceae.